Neurospora hispaniola is the source of this 2864-nucleotide messenger RNA. RefSeq lists its product as uncharacterized. The transcript has 2 exons. Lineage: Eukaryota; Fungi; Ascomycota; Sordariomycetes; Sordariales; Sordariaceae. The record is from RefSeq and is a predicted model, not a curated record. Bases 186 to 2762 code for a protein of 858 amino acids.
UCGGGCACUAUUCAGCACUGCCGCAGCCCAACAACUGGCUGACCAGAUGAGUAAAAUGCUAAGCCUUCGCUCACAACCGAAUAAGUGUGCUGGUCGAAAUAUUAUGUAUCGCUACCAUCGCACUUUAUCAUUUCGUCAAUCCAGGCGAUGCUCUCCUCGCUCAUUCCGCUCGUCACGUCGUCCUUAUGGAUCCAUUAUCGUUCACGGCUAGCCUCAUCGCCGUAGUAGGCCUAGCAGGAGAAGUCGCAAAGACCUGCAAGAGCUACAUUGACGGCAUCAAGAACCAUCCGCGCGAAAUCCGAGUGAUCUUCAUCGAACUUAACUCGCUCACCUCAGUAUUAGAAGGAUUGAAGAUACUACGCGAAGAGGAUUUCGAAGACGCACAAAUCAUCAGACAACUUAGAGGACAUGAUGGACCAAUACAAGGGUGUCAAGAAACGAUUCACAAGUUACACAGUCUUCUCAACCUGAACUCGGCCUCUGGCACAGCUGCACCUGGAGGCAGUCGUUCUAAGCGCAGACGGUUGCAGGCGAGGCUGCCAACUCUGGAUGAACUCGCCUGGCCUUUCAGAAAAGACGAAGCAGUGGCCUUACUGAAGGCGAUCACAACACACAAGCAGACCAUCGGCGCAGCUCUCACUGCAUCUGUAUUAUCCGAGGUUCAGUCGAUGAAAGCGAAGCUCGAUCGGGCCGAACAGGACAGACUGCACGCCUGGCUCGUCCAAAUCAACCCUUCUUCAAAUCACAACGCCACGAAAAGCCUCUAUGAGACGGGAACCGGUGACUGGAUCUUCCGCUCCCAAGAGUGGAACCUGUGGGUGAACAACCAGUCCAAGGAACGCUCUCUUUGGAUCCAUGGCAUCCCCGGGGCAGGGAAGACCAUCCUUGCCUCUCGUAUCAUCGAGCAACUCAUCAAGACCAAAUGCUCGGGCAACGUGGCACUCGUCUAUUAUUACUGCUAUCACGGCCACAACCAGGAUGAAACCUUUUCCUUCCUCCGAUGGCUCAUCAGCCAACUCUGUCGGAAAACUGACACGGUCUCGAGCUUGACCUACGAUAUUUACCGAAGCGGCCAAGAUCCGGACAUAACCAAACUCCUUUCAGCGCUCCAUGCACAACUCGACGGUUUGGACAUGGUAUAUGUCGUGGUUGAUGCUUUGGAUGAGAGUCAACAGCCGCGAGAUGUUCUCCUGGAUGUUCUUCGUACACUGGCUACCAACCCGCGAUUUCAAAAAAUCCGACUCUUGACCACUAGCCGUGAAUAUGCCGACAUUGAGCGAGUCAUGACUCCCGUCUCCCUUCCCGUGCAUACUUCACAUGAGGAGGUGGAAAAGGAUAUUCGGGUCUUUGUCCGCAGCAGGAUCAGUCAAAGCGACAGUUUCAAGCACUGGCCCGACGAUCUGAAGCUUGAGGUGGUUGAUGCACUUGCUAAAGGAGCAAAAGGCAUGUUUCGUUGGGCGGUCUGCCAGUUGGAUAUCCUUCGUCGCCUCAACUGCGCAACGCACGAAGACGUCAGGGAAACGAUCAAAACUCUCCCCAAGGACUUGGACGAAACCUACAUUAGGAUCUUGAAUCUUAUUCAUCCAGAUGAUCUCGAACUUGUCCGAUUCACCAUCCAUUGGAUCAUCUUCGUCUACGCGGAAGAUCUGUACGAGCUCUUUGACGAUCUCUUGGAUCCUUCCAAGAUCUUGAGCUACUAUGCGUUGCAUCGUUAUGGAUCCUCAGAACGGGCCAACCAAAUCUCUGUUCCUUGUAAUCUCGACAGGCUUAAAGAUUGCUGUGGUUGCCUUGUUUCUUUUGAGAAGGACGACGAACCCGACGAACCCCCCGGGGUGUUAUAUUGCGAUCUCUCCCACUACACCAUUCAAGAAUUCCUGACUUCCGAUCGAUUCAAGCCAUCAAACCAGCUCAAGUGUCUUGACCUAGCAACGAUGAAGACUUACCUGCCCAAUGCACUUCUCCGAAUGCGAAUUGAUCGCGACGAAUGCGAUGUCGAUCGUCGCGAUUUCUUCGGGCAUGCGGUACUUAUCCAAACCGUUUUGUUUCCUGAACAAUUCCUGGAUCCCCAGCUGGUAUUCCGUUUUUUCCUGCUUGAUCUUCCCCAAGAAACCAACGCAGAAUACAUUCCAUACUAUUAUACCCUGUCGACUCUUUAUGGAAUUGAGUGGGUUGGGGAUAGACCGUCAGACGAAAUCAUUGUUUUACUCCGUCUUCUAGUCGUGUCAGCCUUCCAUCUUUCUCGAUCUCUGCUUGAAACUGUCGGCAGUCACCUUCUUUGCUCAUCCUUGGACUUGAUAUGGUAUGACUAUCACGUGUACGGCAGCCAUCACAACCCGAAAGAGAUGAAAUUCGUGGGCAAUGUUGUCGAGUUUCUAGCUACCAUUUUCUUCACUCCACCCGCUGCGUUGUUGUUUCUACUGGAAAACUACUAUGACAACUUUGCACAAUCUGUCGAUCUGAGUGGAAUAUUGCAAUGUUGUCAGACCGGCCGCAGAAAAAUUCGUGACUGGUUGCCAGAAGGGUUUCAAGAAGACUGGGCAUGUGUUUUAAAGUAUGAAAAAAAAGCCUUUGCGAAGCUAGUUCAGAAGCUUCAGAAUAUGGGCGCAGUUUCGAUAGAUGAGGAUCCAGAGUCAGACUUGGAACCAAACGCCGGGUCAACGACAGGACCGACAGUAGAAGCAGGCAUGGAGUCUCAUGAUCGGUCAAAGAGGUGGCUUGAUGUUGUUUUGAGAAAUGAGAGAAAAGAGGAAAUCGAGUCAUGAGGUGACUGUCACUCUCCUAUAGCGCGACAUACCAAGAGACUGGCCGAUAGAGCACACAAGAUUUGAACAAAAUAUAUCCGUCAUGACAGCUCAGUAAUGUUU